AUGCGCCGCUCAUUAACCCCUUCCCUGCCGGCGGCAGCGGCCCCCCACGUGCGCUGCGAUCCGCCCGGCAGCGCUCCCCACCCGCAGCCGAGCGCUCCUCCUGGGCACGGCACCCCUCCCUUCCACAGAAGGGAGCCGGAGUCCCCCGCCCUCCCCAGAGCGCGGCAGAGCAGCGACGGAGUUCUUUGUGGAGACAGGGAGAAAAUCAGGCUCCCUCCGUCAGUCCACACCACCUCAUAUCCAGCACACGAGGUCCAUCCGGCUGCCAGGGCGCGUCACUCACACAGCGGAUGUGCUCCCAUUAUUAAAGGGGAUGGACAGCCCGAUUACCACACUUCUCAUCAAACGCAGUUUAAAGGUGAACACAGUCCACCUGCAAAGCCAAGUGAGAAGCACAAAUCUCGUAUUAAAUUUGGGGAUCCCAGAAGCAGUGGAUCUACGAGUGAGCAGAAGUAUGCCUACACUGCCCCAGACAAAAGGGAGCACAGAUUCUAUGACAAGGAACGUGCUGCCUUCCAGAUCCUCCACACAAAUGUGCAGCCAGGGGAUGGUCGCACCAGGUUCUCCACCUCAAUGUCAGAGCUCUUUCCAGUACAUAAUGCAGAGCCUGUAUCUAUUGCCUGUCUGAACAAAAACACUUCAUCCAUCCUCAGAGGUGAUGAAGACCCAGAGAGAAAUCGUGCACUGGCAAGAAUUACCACGACCCAGUUCUUCUACCCAGAGACUGGCAGGUGGAACUUCUCACCGAAGCCUGACUUGCUACUGCAGAAACACCAAAGCAAUGUCUGCUUAGGAGAUGACCUUUCAGGCUCCUGUUUCUUCAGCACAACACAGCACUCAGACUACCAGCCACCACAACAGCCCCAGAGGGUGACAGGAGACAGCAAGAGCCACCGUGACAGCCACAUCCCCUUCAACUACCACAAUGAAAAUCCCAUCACCACCACCCAGGCUACGCUGGUCCCACACAGACAGCAGAAGCAACGACUCUCUGAAGACAUGCUACAGCAGAUGAAACGCUCGCACCUGGUGCUGCCCUGGAAGGAGCAGAAUCUCUUCAGUACUGAGCAGAAGGAUGAGUUCACGCCCAAGCACAGAGAAACAGCAGAAAUCCAAGCAGCAAACUCCCAAGUGAGCUGCAUCCCGCUGGGGACCCUGAAAGAAUAUUGCUCCCAGAGAAAGGUGCUCUUCACACCAUGAUGCUCCCCCUUUUCCCUGCUUGCCCAGAAUUUCCUGCAACAUCAACUGCCUGUGUUGUGUGUUACCUGGCUGUUCUGCUGCUGCUGCUGUUCUGGCCCUGCUCCUGGCCCAGCUGCAUGUUAUUACAGUGAACAUUUAUUUCAAGAGUUGAAUGAGGACACGAAGUGUUGUGACAGCAAUAAACACCAGUGGAUUGGUCCAAAGACAUGGGUGACACCUCUCUCUGGAGUUGCAGGAUCCAUGCAGAGUGCCUCCAGGCGGGUGCAGGGGCAGGAGGGAGCAGGCACAGCGGGGGAAGCUCAGGGAAGGGCGAGAGAUCAGAAGCGUUGUCAGGGCUGUGUGUGGGCUGGAAUAUUCCCGUGUUAUCUGUUUGGAUUUUGGUGUCAAGGCCCGAAACCAAAGGUCAGUGAACAGUAGGGCAGAGAAGCAGCCCUCUCCAGCUUAUGAUGAGCAGGGCUGUUUUCCUAGCAACAAGCAGAGUAUUUCUGUUGAGUUGAUAAGCUCCUGGGGAUUCCCUGAAUGCUGAGCUUGCACUAACUCUGGUGGAGAUGUAGGCAUUUUAAAGGGAGGCCAAGUGAGCAGGUCCAGCUGCUGCCUUGUCACAGCUGCCACUUCACGAGCUCUUCUCAGCCUUUCGGUGCAGAUGGAUUUGAUUCACGUGUGCUGUGAGCCAGCACUGCAGUGUUAGAACAGGGCUUGCUAACUCAUUUCCAA
Messenger RNA from Meleagris gallopavo (turkey), 1914 nucleotides. The record is from RefSeq and is a predicted model, not a curated record. Lineage: Eukaryota; Metazoa; Chordata; Aves; Galliformes; Phasianidae.